AUGAACCCAGACAGUUGCCCUCAGGAGCGCCCCGAGAGCCCAGAGGAGGAGACCAGGGACGCCUUCAGGGACGUGUCCGUCUACUUCUCCCGGGAGGAGUGGGCGCAGAUGAGCGCCUGGGAGAGAGCGCGGCACCGGAACGUGAAGAGCAACUACGAGGCGCUGCUCAGGAUCGGUCUCAGGGCCCCUCGACCCGCUUUCAUGUGCCACCGCAGGAGGACGGCCAAGCCCCUGGCGGAGGACGCCGAGGACUCGGAGGACUCCGAUGAAGAGUGGACCCCGAGGCAGCGAGUUAAACCUUCUUGGGUGGCCUUCAGAGUGGAACAGAAUAAACAUCAGAAGGCAAAGUCCAGGGUACCAUUAAGUCAUGAGUCUAGUUUGAGGGAAUUGUCAGGAACAGCAACUUUGUUGACUGCAAGUGGCUCAGAGCAGACCCAGAAACCAGUGCCACCUCCUGAAGAAGCAAGCACCUCCGGACAGCACCCUAGACCAAAAUUGGACACCAGGAGAAAGGAAAGCGAAGUGAAGACGUACAGCCUACGACAGAGAAAGGGCCGUGUCUACCAAGAGAUCAACGAGCCCCAGGACGAUGACUACCUCUAUUGUGAGAAGUGUCAGAACUUCUUCAUUGACAGCUGUGCUGUGCAUGGGCCCCCCACAUUUGUAAAAGACAGUGCCAUGGACAAGGGGCAGGCCAACCGCUCAGUCCUCACUCUGCCCCCCGGGUUGAGAAUCGGACCAUCAGGCAUCCCUGCGGCUGGGCUUGGAGUGUGGAAUGAGGGAUGUGAUCUGCCGGUGGGCCUGCACUUUGGCCCCUAUGAGGGCCAGAUCACAGAAGAUGAAGUCGCAGCCAACAGUGGCUACUCCUGGCUGAUCACCAGAGGGAGGAACUGCUAUGAGUAUGUGGACGGAAAGGAUGAAUCUCAGGCCAACUGGAUGAGGUAUGUGAACUGCGCCCGGGAUGACGAAGAGCAGAACCUGGUAGCCUUUCAAUAUCACAGGCAGAUUUUCUACCGAACCUGCCGGGUCGUGCGGACGGGCUGUGAGCUGCUGGUCUGGUAUGGAGAAGAGUAUGGCCAGGAGCUGGGCAUCAAGUGGGGCAGCAAGUGGAAGACAGAGCUCGUGGCCAGGAAAGGUGGGCACCACUCUUGUUUAACAUGGAAAGAAAGA
Molecule: messenger RNA, 1170 nt
Organism: Pipistrellus kuhlii (Kuhl's pipistrelle)
Lineage: Eukaryota; Metazoa; Chordata; Mammalia; Chiroptera; Vespertilionidae
Product: histone-lysine N-methyltransferase PRDM7
Exons: 9
Biological process (GO): regulation of DNA-templated transcription; positive regulation of reciprocal meiotic recombination
Cellular component (GO): nucleus
Molecular function (GO): histone H3K36 methyltransferase activity; recombination hotspot binding; protein binding
Source: RefSeq, a predicted model, not a curated record